AUGGAUCUAAAAGGACCCAUUGGGCCACAACCAACACCAAGAGGUAAUCGUCACUUGCUUGUGGUGGUAGACCUUCUCACGAGAUCUGCUGAGAUGAUUCCGUUACCAAACAAAUCCGAAAAAACAGUUGCUAAUGCACUAGUAAACGAAGUCUUCUGUCGCCAUGGUAUACCCGACUCUAUUCUGACGGACCGAGGUUUAGAAUUCGAUAAUUCUACAAUGCAGACCUUAGCAACAGAACUCGGAAUUGAUAAGAAGAGAAUAAAUCCCUUGUACCCCCAAGCCAACGGGGCAGUAGAACGGUUGAACAGGACAAUCGAGAAGAUGCUCAAAAAAUCAGCAAAUGAUGACGAUUUGGACUGGGAUCUGAACAUUCCUUUUGUAAGAUUUAGUUAUCAGAUUCAAGAACACUCAGCAACAGGUCACUUUCCGUUUUAUCUUACAUAUUGCAGACACCCAAGGACCACUGCCCUGGCUAACGGCGGAAAGCUCCCGAUAGCCCAAGUACCCCAAGACUGGUCAAUCGACCUAGCGAAAAGGCUAAAAGAUGCACAUGCAGAAAGCGUUGCUACGGAUACGGCAAACAAAGAACGACGGAUGGAGAAGAGUAAGAAGGAGGCGACAACCGCGGUCAAGUAUAUGAUUCGGGACAAAGUUCUCGUUCAUACCCCACAAAGAAAGGGAAAAGCGUCCGCUCUGCACAAACCUUGGGCGGGCCCCUACAUAGUAAUUCAAAGUCGCGAAGGCAAUACGUAUCGUCUCAAGAAAGCGGGUAACUUCAGAAAGCGUAUAAUUCGACAUGCUGAUCAAAUUCGUCCCAUCCAUCCUAGACCACCUCGACUACAGCAACGAGCCGAAGAUACUCAUGUCGAUCCAAAUUCAAACGGAGAACAAACUUUGGAUCCUAAACCAGUUUGUAAUCAACCCAAUGACCACACUAGAGAAGAACAUUCGGAGAACCGCGGCGAAAGGGAGACAGAAGAGCCAGGAAGAGGUCACCGAGUAAGACGGGCGCCACAACGAUUAAUAGAUUCAAUUUUUGCUGCAAUAAACUUUACAAUCAGGAACAAUACGUUAGAAAAGUUGGUUUGUUUACGUCGCGUUCGCGCCAUAUGUCCUGUAGAGUCCUCUUUUGCCGCGAUUGGCGACAACAAAAGCAAAAAUGCCCCAUUUUCAAACAACGAUUGACAGAUUGCAUUUAUUUUCCGCACAGGCCGGUUUGAGAACAUCUUUUUACCAGCUAAAUUGUGACCCCCUAGAAUUCAGUUUAUAUACCCCCUCCCUGGAAUUUCCUAGGAACAUUGCUAGAUAUCUGCAAUUAAAGCCAUUUUCCAGGGGUUCCCUGGAUUUUGGUCUGUAAUCAUCCAACCCCCUAGAUUUUGAAAUAUACCCCAUUUUCAAACCGGGAAAACUUGUCGGUUGGAGGAGAUUAUUAAUGUUUUAAAGUAUCAACUAGAACUGGACCCUCCCCGAAUUCAAUGAUGUGAAUUUUGCUGAAUUUCCCUAUAUAUAAACUAUUUAACCCCCGGCGUAUAUCAAUGCCAUUUCUUUUAUAGCCCCGAAAUAUACCCCAUUUUCAAACCACGAUAAACCGUCAGUUCGAGGGGGUUAUUUGUGUUUUGGACUAUCAAUAGAAAGAAUAACCUUCACUGAAUUCGAUACGAUGCUCUACAUUUUGUUGAAUUUCCUGUUUUAAAAAGUAUUUAAACCCCGGCGAAUAUCAAAGCCACAUUUGUAACAUGUGCACUGACCCGAAACCAAGGGUAAUUCAAAGCGUGAUUAACAUAACUGAAACAUGAUACGGCAACCACAUCAAUUUUUAUUCGCACCCCCCUGUUGAGAAACCUUGGAAUUUCCAGGGGAGAGGUGCAUUAACUUUCAAACUUACAGGGGAGGGGGUACAUUAACCUUGGAAUUUCCAGGUGAGGGGGUACAUGAACUCUGGAAUUUCCGGAGAAGGGGUUCCAGGCUCUGGAAUUCCAAGGGGAAGAGAAAUUCUCACAUGGAAUUUUUCAGAGGGAAGAGUAAAUUUAAUGGGAGGGAAAUUCCAUUGGAGGACAUAUAUUAGAGGAUGACAAAGAUGAGCUGGUAUUAACCUGCAAAAUACAGAGUUAUCUACUAUAAAUUAAUAUAAUGUGUUUCAAUACUAGAAUCUUGAUGUUAAUUACCAGGUAAAUCUGUAAAUUUUGACAAAAAUUUUGAAAGGAAAAUUUUGGAAGAAAAUUUUGCGAAACAAUUCGGGAAAAAAGGAAAUUUCGGGUUAUGGAGAUGGAAAUUAGUUUUUGGGAGUGGAAACACUGGGUUUGUUGACAGCGUUUCGGGUUUUGUUGACAGCGUUUUGGGUUUUGUUGAUUGAAAUUUUGCUUGCUUGAAUCUGAUACAAAUUUUAAGGUUGAUCUUGAACUGCUAAAUAUACGGCUGUUGCUUCUGAGGCAGGAGAUUCGUCUUGGUUGUGAAACAAAAAUCGGUGUUGAUAUAGAAGGCUUUUUGAAUAGUUGA
Messenger RNA from Paramuricea clavata, 2499 nucleotides. The record is from the annotation of a GenBank genome assembly. NCBI's taxonomy places the organism in Eukaryota, Metazoa, Cnidaria, Anthozoa, Malacalcyonacea, Plexauridae.